UAGCUCGCUCGCUCGCUCGCGUGGCCGAAGCCGGAGAUCGACGCGGGUGUGCGCGGAGGCUGCAGCGCGGAGCCGAACUGCCCCGCCCGGCCGCCUGUCCGCCCCAGUUCGCGGCUGCCGAGCCAGCGGGCGGCAGGUGGCUCUCCGCGCGCUUUCCCCGCCGCGCGUCCGCGGCUCUCCCUUUCCCCAGCCGAUCUAUGCGGACGAGAGGCGGGGAGAAGCGGCGCGGAGCGGGCGACCGUUCUCACGACCGGAGGAGGCAACCCAAGCGCCAGCAGCCAGACCCGAGUUUUGCCCGGGCCCUUUUUGGUAACAAGUGCCGGCCGGGCUGCUCAUCCGAGUAUGGGGCGCCCGGACUGAGGCACGACCAGGGGCCGCCCCAGCAGGGUCGAACCCGCGCAAGAGGGAGCCUAGGGCGGGGAGGAAGGAACGGAACAGCCGCGUGGGGUCUCGACCCAGCUUCUUCCCGCGAACGCCGCCGAAAAACGUGCGGAUUACUGCAGCCCGGGAAGAUGCCUCUCGCCAGAUGGGCCCUGAGUCUCGCCGUCGUGUGCGAAGUUGCCUUUGGCCUCUACUUUCCCCGGAAGACAUAUCAUGAAAAUGUUUACCUUGAACAACCGGAAGGAACACCUUUAUUGCAACUCCAUGCCUUAAAAGAUUCAGAGGAGGAAGAAGCUUUCUUCUGUCUUUUCCCAGAUUUCUUUCGACCUGGGCAUAAAAAUCUCUGGUUUCAGAUUGGUGAGAGAACAGGACUCCUUUACCUCAAUAAGAGUCUGGAUACUGAAGACUUCGUUAUACUCUCCUCAGGAAGUCCAGUAACAAAACUCGUGCUCCGCGUUUUCCUCUCUUCCAAACCCUUCCAAGGAAGAGACUGUCCUGGUUCAUCUACUACCACUUCGGUACAACUUUCAGUCAUCAAUGCCACCAUGCCAGCUUGCAGUUCUGCCUCAUCAAGACAGCUUUGCUUUCCUGAUAUGGAACUCUCUUUUCACAUCACGGAGAAUAAACCACCAGGCAUCUUUUAUCAGCUCCAGUCAUUUGCUCUGCAACACCAGUGCUUUAAUGCCAGCAUUUCCUACAAGCUCAUAACAGAUGAGAAUCUGCCAUUUUAUUAUAAUGAGGAGACCACGACCAUAGGAGUGUCAAAACCUCUAGAUCGAGAAGAACGAGAAAAGUAUGAGAUGUUGGCUCAGUGUACACUGAAGGAAGGCUCUCAGAAGACAUUAAGAGAGGUGCCCUUACUCAUACAUAUAUUGGAUGAGGACGACAUGCCUCCUUUUCUGCCUAAUGGUACCAGCACAACAGAUGCAAUAGUGGAGUUCAAAAGGGAAGAGGGAACUGUCCUAGCAGCAUUAACAGUCCUGGAUGCAGACACAACUCCUAUUUACCCUGUAGAUACCAGCCGGAAGAAAUACACAGGCACCAUAAAUUCAUCGGAUCCGUGGAUAAAGGAAACAUUUCGAGUGGAGCACCUCUUCCAUGAGAUCUAUUUCCACCCAAACGGCAGCCAAGUGCGGGGCACACAACAUGAAUACAAACUGAUAUUAAACAAAAACAUUUCCAUUACGGAAAGCCGUUCCUUCCUGCUGGAUGUCAUUGUGAAUGACACGGAAUAUCAGGGGCCCGACAAAUCCUUGAUACUCCACUUCAACGUCUCUAUCCUUCCAAUCCUCAUCCAGUUUUCAAAUCCGAUGUAUCAGUUCACAGUGAAUAGAAAUGCUGCCAACUUUUCACAAAUAGGAAAGAUCUGCAUUGACAACUGCAUGAAGUUUUAUGGUGUCAGCAUCACGUACAGCUUAGAGAGCCCAAAUGUCAGCUGCUAUGCUAUGGAGGUUGCUCCAAGCCACGAUGACAAGUACGGGACUCUGUACGUGAAUGAUUCAGCUGUGCUACGGAGACCUGAGUGCAGAGAAAUACAUUACCCUGUGCUGGCCAAAGAGGAGUGGAGCAGGAAGGAAGCUUAUGCUCAUCUUACUGUCGUGCUUGAAGGAUCACUUAUACAUAAUGAUGAGGACUGUCCAGACUCCUGUGCUAUGAGCAAAACCCGAUCAGAAUGUGAAGAAUGUGGCGGUGUUGGAGUGCUAAUGGGAAAAUGCCAGUGGAGACAGGGAAGUAGGAAAGGAAUAACCACCAACUACUCUACCUGUAGUCCCAGCAUCAAGACUUGUCCGGAUGGCAUUUGCGAUGUGGUAGAAAGCAAAGAUAAGAGAGUCUGCCCUCAAGAUUGCACAAAAACCAACAUUGUUGGUGGCCAUCAAAAAGGAAGUCUUGGAAGUGGAAUCAAGGCAGGACAUGGCGUCUGUCACUGCUUUCCAGGAAUCAGCUGUUAUUGUGAGAAAGAUGAUAUCAGGGAACCUUUGUGUGAUGACAUGUGCAAAACAGUGAUUGCAGGAGGAGUCCUGCUAUCCUUUAUUAUUUCAGUUGUCCUCUCUUCCUACUUCAUUCAUCGCUACCACAAGAAUUCCCCAAAGCCACCUAUUGCCUCAGCAGAAAUGACCUUUCGGCGCCCAGCUCAGGCCUACCCCAUAAACUACUCAUCAAGUAACGUCCGUCGACCAUCAAUGGACUCUGAGAACCAAAUGUCGGUAGACACAUUUAAAAUACCUGAAGAUCCUAAGUGGGAAUUUCCUCGGAAGAAUCUGGUGCUUGGCAAGACUCUUGGUGAGGGAGAAUUUGGAAAAGUUGUCAAAGCAACAGCCUUCAGGCUUAAGGGCAAAACUGGCUAUACGACUGUGGCAGUGAAAAUGUUGAAAGAAAAUGCUUCCACAAGCGAGCUCAGGGAUUUGCAUUCUGAGUUCAACCUUUUGAAACAGGUGAAUCAUCCUCAUGUCAUCAGACUCUACGGGGCUUGUAGCCAGGAUGGGCCUUUAUACUUAAUCGUGGAGUAUGCUAAAUAUGGCUCCUUGCGGAGUUUUCUAAGGGAAAGCCGGAAAGUGGGACCCAGCUAUGUGGGAAGUGAUACAAACAGAAAUUCUAGCUACUUGGACAACCCAGAUGAGCGUGCCCUGACUAUGGGCGACCUGAUCUCAUUUGCAUGGCAGAUCUCUCGUGGCAUGCAGUAUCUUGCUGAAAUGAAGCUUGUGCAUCGCGAUUUAGCAGCCAGGAAUGUCUUAGUAGCAGAAGGGCGUAAAAUGAAGAUUUCUGAUUUUGGCUUGUCACGGGAUGUUUAUGAAGAGGACUCUUAUGUCAAGAGAAGCAAGGGUCGAAUACCUGUAAAAUGGAUGGCAAUAGAGUCUCUGUUCGAUCACAUCUACACAACCCAGAGUGAUGUAUGGUCAUUUGGAGUGCUGUUAUGGGAGAUUGUCACCCUUGGAGGUAAUCCAUAUCCAGGAAUUGCUCCUGAGAGACUAUUUAACCUCUUAAAAACAGGUUAUAGAAUGGAAAAGCCAGAAAACUGCAGCGAGGAGAUGUACAAUUUGAUGCUUCGCUGCUGGAAACAGGAACCAGAUAAGAGACCAACAUUUUCUGAGAUCAGCAAAGAGUUAGAAAAAAUGAUGGUCAAGAGCAGGGACUAUUUAGAUCUUGCAGCUUCCACUCCUUCGGACUCAUUGCUUUACGAUGAUGGACUCUCAGAAGAAGAGAUGCCCCUUGUGGAUUGUAAUAAUGCUCCCCUCCCUCGAACCCUCCCUUCCACAUGGAUUGAAAACAAACUCUAUGGCAUGUCAUACCCGAACUGGCCUGAAGAGAGCCCCGUUCCACUCACAAGAAGCGAUGGGCCUAAGUCUGUGUUUUCAAGAUAUGCAAAUGAUAGUGUUUAUGCUAACUGGAUGGUUUCACCCUCAGCGACAAAAUUUAUGGACAGAGUUUGAUAGUUAACAAUUUCUUGGUGGAAGGUAACGGAUGCAGGAGGGACUCAGUGUCCACAGACUGACUGUCCCCUCAGCUUAUUCCUUGAAUAGCAUCAACUGGUUGAAGCGAACAGGAAUUCCAAGAAUGGGAAAACUUUCCCCUUACUUUCUAGCAGUUCCUAAAAUGUUUCCUCCCCCUUUCCCUCUCUUUUAUGAUAAAUACUUCGUCCCACUUUAAAGCCGUAAGAAACUGAGGGGCGUCCAAAAGGUUUUUUUAAGAAGCUAAGAUGGUGGUCAUGGUGGCAUCUUGACUCCCUCUGCCCUCCCUGGCAGGUGUCCCUAACUAUUUUAGGCUUUUGCCUAAAGAUUUCCUCGAGAAAUCCAUUUAGAUUUGAUGCAGCCGCUGGACUUCUUGUGUAAGUGUUCCAAAUAAUGUCUAAUUCCUGAAACUGUCUUGUAUGGGGUGGUGAAAUCCUGUUGUUUCACUAGCAACUUCUGUUUCUGUGGUCAUUGCUAAGGAAAGGCAAAUCAAUCAAAGCAAGAAGCACAACGUGGGAACUACUUGUUUUCCAAAAAUGCCUGAGCUUGAUCUAGCAUUAAGUGUUAGCAUUUAUUGGCAGUAGGAAAUCAGUUAAGGGAGUUUGGAACCAAGAGUGUUAAUGGACCAAAGGCAGUGUUAGGAUUCAGCAUUGAAAGGUUUGGAAACCUGUAGAAAUAUAUUGUUCUGUGGUCAUGGGAAAGUAAGUGUUCUUUUUUCUUUUUUUUUUAAGAGAAAAAAAUCAGGGUUAAAUUGUUCUUACCUUUAGCACAAUAGAAAACUUUGAUAUCAUAGAAACUAGAAUAGAGUUGAUCUCAGAGUGCCCACUUGAUAUAACUUAUUUUCCUUCACAAAUCUUUCCAUUAUUAUCUUAACAUGGGCUCCAGAUGAUCUGAAAUUAACUGACACAAAGGGAACCAGUUUAGUCUUACUCCACAGAUUUUACCUCUUUCAUCAGAAAUUUAUUUCUGCCACCCAUUGUACAACUGGAUACAGUACUGAUUCCCUGUUAACCAUGGCUAAUAAACUCGAAUGCAUGCUUUGUCUCUGUAGUCCUUCCCUUCCCUAGACCAAAUUUCUGCCUUCCACUUUAAUUCCAUUUAAAUGGUUAUGGUCCUCUGUUUAGUUAAUAUGAACAAGGGUUCUUGGUAUCUCACCAUUGGAAGACCUCUUGAGACAAUCUAUGUGGUCACUAAGAGUUGACAUUGACUUGAUGGUACUUCAUCAUCAUAAACUUCAUAUUCCAAGCCAUGGUAACCAGAAACCUGGGUUACAUUAACCACAAUUAAUGUUGACAUUGUCCAACUGUUCAGUUGUGAUGAAGAUACAUGCAUGGUUUGAGAGGGGAAAGUGUGCAUUCCCAGCAAAAUCCCAGUUUGUGAACCAAAGUUAACAGAAAAUGAGUGUUGAAUCUGUAUUAGCCCCAAUAGAAUCUUUAAUUUAUAUUAUUCCUGUUUUUGUGUGAAACAUGUGCAUACAUACUUUUUGCCUCAUAUCUAAUCUUUACUCUCUUUGUAUUUUUUUUUUCCUCAGUCAGUGUAGAAAACAUGUCUAAGGUUGUUGUCUUUUUCCAAAGAGUAAAGCUAAAACCAGAUGCAAUGUUUUAAUUUUGGCAUAGUGUUUUGGAAGUAAGCUGACUUUUACAAAGCUUUAUUGAAAUGUGUAACAGACUCUGCAUUACAUGAUUGUAUUUUUGUUCAUCGUUUCACAAUUUCUACAGAAUACUGGAAUGUUAACCCAACAUUUUUAUCCUUUUUGGAUACUCUUGCAUAAUCAAAAUAUACCAAAGCAUUUCUCCUGUCUUAGGUUUCCACUGGGUAAUUUUGUGUGUCUCCUUACAUGUCCCAAUUAUUUCAGAAAUCAUGAGUCAGAUUGCCAAAAACAAUCAUGCAAGAGGUCUGAACACCUCAUUAGGAUAAAGUGGUUUCAGAGUAGACCAGUUCUCAGACGAAGAAGCAGGAGGACAUUUCUGUUCUGUAAACUAACUACUAUAUUAUGCAUUUGUGUUUACAAAGAAAAAAUGUAUCUGCCUACACAGAUGUGAAACAGCCGUCAGUAUCCUGUAACAAGCAGUCAUCUCAAACAAUAAAAAAUGUAAAUGUCAGAGCCUUAAUAAUUCAUUGUGGUUGAGCAGAACUCUCCGUAGUGACUCCAGUGCACCGAUAAAGAGAUGGACCCCUUGAGGAUUAGCUAGGACUGUCCAGUUGGGGCCAAAGGAAGGAAUGGCCCAGUAGGCAAGAAAGCUCAGCUAGGUCAGCAGAAUCUGAUAGGACCAUUUGGGUCCAACUUAAUCCCAGCUCUGAACAACUUUCAUUGUAGGUGGGUGUUCUAUAUGGUGCAUGAAAUUAUGC
Molecule: messenger RNA, 6176 nt
Organism: Python bivittatus (Burmese python)
Lineage: Eukaryota; Metazoa; Chordata; Lepidosauria; Squamata; Pythonidae
Gene: RET
Product: ret proto-oncogene
Biological process (GO): cell surface receptor protein tyrosine kinase signaling pathway; protein phosphorylation; multicellular organism development
Cellular component (GO): plasma membrane; signaling receptor complex
Molecular function (GO): transmembrane receptor protein tyrosine kinase activity; calcium ion binding; ATP binding
Source: RefSeq, a predicted model, not a curated record